Lodderomyces orthopsilosis Co 90-125 is the source of this 639-nucleotide messenger RNA. RefSeq lists its product as uncharacterized. Lineage: Eukaryota; Fungi; Ascomycota; Pichiomycetes; Serinales; Debaryomycetaceae. Bases 1 to 639 code for a protein of 212 amino acids. The record is from RefSeq and is a predicted model, not a curated record. The transcript has a single exon.
AUGACGCAGUUUCACAUCUUGCUAUUGAUGGCACUAGCCAUGUUAGUCAAUGGACAGCCAGUCUCCACUGAUUUUAAUGCAACCGAUUUGAUUCAGACAAAUGUUCCCGGAGAAAACGACUUAACGUAUCAAAGUUAUAAUCUCACCACCUUGGAAAGCUCCUUGAUUUACACCAAUGCAUCUGACCCUGAACUUGAGGCUUUGAUUAAAAAGAAAAAGAAAUUGAUCCCCAAAUGGCAGUAUAAUGCAGGUAUUUACCUUGAAAAGAAGGUCAACAAAAAGCUUUUGAAGAAAGCGGGAAAGGGAGGAUUUGCACUCAUGUCCAGUAAUGGUGGCAAUAGUACUUACACAGUAAUUGAUGGUGAUGAUCUCGAUGAUGGAAAUGUUUUUCAUAUCCCCAGCUCUUUCGUUGUUGCUAGAGCCAGUCCAAACACUCAUUCAUUGUUUGCCGAAAAUGUCACUGAUUAUGUUUCUGUUUAUUAUACGAAUACAACUGAUAGUUCUCAGUUCCAAGGCACUUCAAAAGAUCUGACCAAUAGUGUGUAUGGAGAUGAUGAAGAGAGCUCCAGCAACUCGUUUUCUUACAACCCACAAACAUGCAUCUGGACAGUGUUGUUGAUUGCUUUUUGUAUAUUGUAA